Molecule: messenger RNA, 375 nt
Organism: Serpula lacrymans var. lacrymans S7.9
Lineage: Eukaryota; Fungi; Basidiomycota; Agaricomycetes; Boletales; Serpulaceae
Exons: 1
Coding region: 1-375 (124 amino acids)
Source: RefSeq, a predicted model, not a curated record
AUGGAACCACAUCUCCAAGGAGAUGUUCCACAAGCAAUAAAACCAUAUCAGCAUGAAGAUGUUCCGAGAGCAGUGAGGCAAUACCUCCGUGGAGAUGUUCUGAGAGCAGUGGGAGCACCUGAUCAGCUAAGACACCCUCCACAACAGUCUCUACAACCAAGACCUGAACACUGGCCAUCUUCAGAAUGGAAACCCAAAGUAGAGUCACAGUCAGUGGGAGGACAGCCCCUCAACAUACAGCCAGCUGAUGUGGAAAAAGUCCGAAUACAGCUAGACAGCCUGUCCAUUGGAUCAGCUUCUGGAAGGCAUACAACACCUCCGAGGAGUCAUCCAAUGCCUCCGAGGAGUGAUUCAACACCUUCAGGAGUGAGAUGA